GCGAAACUCGCAAACGCCCCAAACCAGACAAAAAUGAUCCUCACAAACUGCGCCGCCUGCGCCGCGCCACUGGCCCACAACGCGCCGCGAUGUGUUAGAUGUUGGACGAGAUAUUGUGAUGCAACUUGCCAGCAUGACCACUGGCGCCGCGGCCACAAGCAGAUGUGUAAGAAAAUACACCGCGGCGGCAACGCGGAGCAAUACUACGCCGACAAAAAAUAUAAAGAGUCGGUAGCGGUCGCGGCGGAGGCGUGCGCCGAGGACACCAAGGGCCAGACGUGCUACAUCUGCACGCAAGCCUUGCAUUGGAAGACAAAGGAGGGUCUCGUGCGCGGGUGCGCGUGCCGCGGGACGGCGGGCUUCGCACACGUGUCGUGCCUCGCGGAGCAGGCGAAGAUUUUGCUCGCGGAGGCCGAGGAGAACAAUUUGGACGUCAAGGUGCAGAGUGAGAGGUGGGUGCGAUGGUACAAGUGUAGCCUGUGUGAGCAACGGUACUACGGCGUCGUUUUGUGUGCGCUUGGGUGGGCGUGCUGGAAGACGUACGUGGAUCGGCCGGAGACGGACACGGCUCGGAGGAGUGCUAUGACGCAGCUUGGGAACGGUUUAUCCGAGGCAGGACAACACGAGGACGAGUUGACCGUGGGAGAGGCCGAGUUGUCUAUGGAGCGGCGCCUUGGCGCGCCAGAGGCACGAAUUCUCGACGUGCAGAACAAUCUUGCGACCACGUAUUCAAUGCUGGGACGGCGUGAAGAGGCCGUAAGCCUACAGCGCGACGUACACUCGGGAAAAAUAAGGCUCUUCGGCGGCUCGAGUAAAGAAGCUAUAAUAGCUGCCCAAAAUCUCGUGGACACGCUAAUGAAGCUCGGACACCACGAGGAAGCGUUGCCGUUGUUACUUGAAACUAUACCCAAGUCCCAGCGAGUGCUCGGAAAAGAUCAUGAGCAAACGUUCAAGUUACAGAGGAUGCAUGCACAGAUCCUUAUCGGCAAAGACUGCGCCUCCCUCGACGACCUUAGUCUGGUGGUCGCAACGCUCGAGGACCUGGAUCGGCGGCAGCGCCGGACCCAGGGACCUGACCACCCUCAGCGGAAGAUGACGCAAGUCUGCUUAGAUUUCGCCCGGAAACGAGCCUUGCUCGCCCGGAAACGAGCCUUGGUCCGCGCAUUGUAA
This is a messenger RNA of Pelagomonas calceolata, 1170 nucleotides long. The record is from the annotation of a GenBank genome assembly. Lineage: Eukaryota; Pelagophyceae; Pelagomonadales; Pelagomonadaceae.